Botrytis cinerea B05.10 is the source of this 1690-nucleotide messenger RNA. RefSeq lists its product as hypothetical. The transcript has a single exon. The record is from RefSeq and is a predicted model, not a curated record. The coding region runs from base 370 to 1419 and encodes 349 amino acids. NCBI's taxonomy places the organism in Eukaryota, Fungi, Ascomycota, Leotiomycetes, Helotiales, Sclerotiniaceae.
GGACACCCAGUAUCAAUCUGCCUUGCGUAAAGCAUUUGAGUGAUUCGCUGUGUUGGUGUAAACAGUGCCACAUCACUACAUCAUCUCGCUCAGUAGUUCUUUUAAGGCUUCCCAUGUAACAUCUCCGUAUCCGAAUUCCUAUCAUUCAAGCCGCGGCCGAGGUUUUGGAAUCUGCGGGAUACGUUCAAUCUUAUAACCUAUUUCAAGUCAAAUCAUUCAAUACACCAAAAAUACCCAAGUGAUUGCCAUUGACCCAUGUUCAAAAAUUCGCAGCUUUUUGAAUGUUAAUACCUUUGAGCCUUGAAUUGUGUUGAAUAUUGGUAGAAACACCAACCCGGUCCGGUUACUCGCCCCUACAGACUGCUCAUUAUGACGUCCAAGCAGAUGCCCUCUUUUCUCGCCUCCGCUCUCGUUGUCCUGCUAGGAGUCGUCUGUUUCCCAAUUACCUGUUGUGUCAUCUGCACAGGUGGCUUCCAGCCAUCUAAUACCCAACGAAUUCAGGAAGCACGAAGAAAAGAGGUGGCCAAAGCCCGUAAAAAGAAAAUCAGGGAUCAACCCAGGCCCUUGGAAGAGAGGAGAAAGCGAGAACUAUCUCUCGAGUCCACCGAACGGAGGAGGGAUUUUGCCAAUGUAUUUUCGACUUGGAGGAGAGAUAGAAAAACACCGGCACGCCUCCUUCAACUACCACCCGAGAUUCUGGAAAAGAUUCUACUGGAGGUUCUGGGCGGGAACACAUUUCAUCUAAUCCAAUGUCGUCGUCGAUUAGGACACAUUCGCUGUAAGGAGCCUUAUGAUGUCGACCAUGCAGCCAAUUCUCAAUACGAUAUUGUACGCUCCUGCAUUCCUAGUGCCCAAAGACGAAACUACAUGGCAUCUGAAUGGAUGCGCUACUAUAAAAGAACGUCCUCCCCAUUCUACACACGUUCUGAUUCUUGCCUCGCUGUUCUUCUCACAUGCCGCCAGUUAUACAACCAAGGAAUUCCCGUUUUGUAUUCCUGCAACACGUUUGAUAUCAAUAAUCCCGAGACAUUACUUUACCUUUCACAGACCGUUAUUCCAUCAAGGCUCAAAUCGAUAAAAUCUCUACAAAUAGAUGUUAAUGCAUCUAUGGUUACUGCAAAUUCGAGCCUGCUUCGCCCAAUAGUAAAGUUUUCGGGAUGGAAAAUGUGUUUAGAGAUAUUGGAAGGAUUGGAAGGAUUGCAGAACUUAAGGUUGAGGAUGGACUUCGAUCUACUGCAAUGUUACAACAAUGACUUUUUUAGCGAUGAGCUGAUCCAGAAGUCUUUCGAAGAUAUGCUGGAGGCUAUCAAGCUUAGUUCUCUGAGAGGACUGAGAAGAUUCAGCGUCGAGACUAAUAGUCGGGAUACCAAAGGUGUUGAACAGAUGGCUGAGAGUGUGCGUGGUAUCAUUUGUGCUUGAGUAGAGGAUUCAUGCGUGUGUGAGGUGCCUCAUACAAUUAUUCCUAAGUUUAGGAUACAGCCCUCGGGGGAGUGCAGGAAGUAUAAUUAUAAAAACUUUUGUUCACUUCACUUUCGCCAUACCUCAUUUGCAUACCUAGCUAGUAUUCUUGUGGGACUUAAGGAAAGAAGGAGCAGCGUUAAAUUUGCGCCUUCAUUGUUUGAAUAAAGUGCAAUGUUCGAGAUGAAUGAAACGUUCCAAAUAAUGUAAAUAGUCCAAUUGGAUUAACACA